Messenger RNA from Fonsecaea nubica, 729 nucleotides. RefSeq lists its product as hypothetical. Gene Ontology annotation, molecular function: transcription coregulator activity. The transcript has a single exon. Gene Ontology annotation, cellular component: mediator complex. The record is from RefSeq and is a predicted model, not a curated record. Lineage: Eukaryota; Fungi; Ascomycota; Eurotiomycetes; Chaetothyriales; Herpotrichiellaceae. Gene Ontology annotation, biological process: regulation of transcription by RNA polymerase II. Bases 1 to 729 code for a protein of 242 amino acids.
AUGCCUUCUGCGUCGACCACCACCGCGACGACACCCGCAACGCCCACAGCGCACCCUGACAUCCCACCGUUCCCUUCGCCCUCGACGUUCGCGUUCCUCCCUGACAUCUGGCUUCUUCUGGUGCGGCUGGACCUGCUGAACCCAGAGCGACAGCAUCUGCGGCCCCUCACAGAGGCACAGACACAAGCUCAGACGAACGGCCACCAACAAAGCACCGCCAACCAAACACAACAGCCACUUUCGGUGUCUUUGUCAAUAUCAUCAUCACAGCAGGGGCAACAGGCGUCUCAAAACCCCCCGUCGACGACACCGUCGCAGCAAAGCCAGGCGCUGCCACCUCCUCCCCUUCCCGGUGCGGGCGCAGCUGCAACAGCGCCAACGACGACGACAACAACAACAGGAGCAGCAGCAACAACACUAUUCUACGGCGCGCCGCCCCUUGACCUCAAAGACCUCCCCGCGCAGGUUUACCCGCUGAAACAGCGCCUGGCCAAGGCUCGCGCGGCGGUGACCGCGCUGCCGGACGUGGACCGCACGGUGGCCGAACAGGAAGACGAGAUCCGCCGGCUAGAGCGUAUGAUCAAGGGGCUCAAAGGGCGGCUCCUUCGUUUGGGAGAGGUUGCUGCCGAGGCGGGCACCGAACAAGUGCGGGAUGUUGAGAUGACGGAUCCGGGGGCGCAGGGAGGGAUUGAGGAUGGAGGUGCUGGUGUCGCAGAAGGAGGAGGAUGA